Messenger RNA from Iphiclides podalirius (scarce swallowtail), 339 nucleotides. Lineage: Eukaryota; Metazoa; Arthropoda; Insecta; Lepidoptera; Papilionidae. The record is from the annotation of a GenBank genome assembly.
AUGAACGUGAUCAAGAAGCCCUUGCGAACGAAAGAGAUUUCAAACUUCCCUGAAUCGACAAAUGAGUUUGAGGAUGUAGAUAUCCUUCUCGCUGUAGGCAAAAACCUAGGUAAGAUCUGGACGAGCGGGACGUGGUGCAUGUGCAGCGUGCGGGACCAGUGCACGCAGAGGGUAAGGCAACGCCACGCCCGCGUGUACUUGUCGCCCGCUUAUCAAGACGCGCCCAGAGGGAUUCUCUGCUGCGGGCAGCACGCCUUCGCCGUGGUCUCACUACGGAGGGAAUUACUUCGUAUUCAGGAGUCGUUCGUUCCCUUUAUAUCAUUGAGCGCCUUACUAAAU